Oncorhynchus gorbuscha (pink salmon) is the source of this 704-nucleotide messenger RNA. Its product is annotated as glutamate receptor-interacting protein 1-like. The transcript has 5 exons. Gene Ontology annotation, biological process: neurotransmitter receptor transport, endosome to postsynaptic membrane. The record is from RefSeq and is a predicted model, not a curated record. Gene Ontology annotation, molecular function: nuclear glucocorticoid receptor binding. Lineage: Eukaryota; Metazoa; Chordata; Actinopteri; Salmoniformes; Salmonidae. Bases 129 to 704 code for a protein of 191 amino acids.
AAUGAACACUACCCUGGUGUUUCUCUGUGUGUAGGACGGGAGCGAUCCACAUCGGAGACAGGAUCCUUGCCAUCAACUGUAACAGUCUGAAGGGUAAACCACUGAGUGAAGCCAUUCACCUGCUGCAGAUGGCUGGAGAGUCUGUCACACUGAAGAUCAAGAAACAGGGAGACUUGGCCAGUCCCAAGCAGCCGUCGGUGUCUGGUCAUCUCAGUGAUGUGAUGCUGAGUGAUGUGGAGGACGAGGCAGGGUUAGGCGGGCUGGGAAACCAGGCAGAGAGCCAGAAACUUGGGAAGCUCUCUGACCUCUACUCCACCACCAUCCCCUCUGUGGACUCAGCCGUGGAGUCCUGGGACGGCUCGGCCAUAGACACCACCUUCAACACCCAGGCCCCAGGUUUCCAGGCGUCUGGCUACAGCUUCCACAGCCAUGAGUGGAGGAACGCCAAGCCCAGCCAGGGCAGCCUGUCCCCGUCAGCACCCGCCAGAGACACAACGUCCUGGCAGACCUGGGCCUCAGCGGCGGCGAAUGGGACAGACCCACCGCCGGCGAAUGCGUUCACUGUGGGUCAUGACGGGACCGAGCCGGACCAGGAAGAGAACUUCUGGUCUCAGGCCCUGGAAGAUCUAGAGACCUGUGGCCAGUCUGGCAUCCUGAGGGAACUGGAGGUAAACAAGGAGCCAAAAUGGCUGAGGGCCAAUUGA